Messenger RNA from Anopheles aquasalis, 1810 nucleotides. RefSeq names its product phenoloxidase-activating factor 2. Gene Ontology annotation, biological process: proteolysis. NCBI's taxonomy places the organism in Eukaryota, Metazoa, Arthropoda, Insecta, Diptera, Culicidae. The record is from RefSeq and is a predicted model, not a curated record. Gene Ontology annotation, molecular function: serine-type endopeptidase activity.
AGUCGAGCAACAUUGUGUUUUAGAGUGAUCAAGUGUGCUAGAAAACUGUUUUUUUGUGUUUUAGAAAGUGGAGUGCGAUUAUUAUCCGGUGAUUAGUGUGAGAUAGAGUUUGCAGAAAACCACAUAAACUCAACCACCCACGCCGAUCGUUCGUUAUUUCGCCAGUGACAUUUGUGAGGUUAUGGACAAUUGAGUUUUUUCCCGGUGUUGUGGGUGCCGUAAACUUUUUCCGGCUUUUGCCAACGCUUUGAAAAUUGCGAGUUUUGGAUUAAACGGUACCAAGCUAGUGAAGAAAGUGUUCCAUAGUUAAAUUUCUACAUAUUUAAUAGUGCUUUACAAGUAUGGAGGAGGUGAAUCCGCAGGACCCUGCACCAAUUUCCUGGGAGCAGUACAAUGAGUUACAGCGGGCGGAUGGUUCAGCCUUACGAAUUUUUCCACCAGGCGUUCUUCGAACGCAACUAACCGAAGACGAGCUACGAGCCUUAGGUGUGGUUGAAGAAAAUAAUUUGCCCUUUGUGUGUCCAUACUGCGAACAAGAGUUUGAAGAUGAUAAACAAAAGGAAAUCGAAAUGCAUUUAAAGGAACAUGCAGCAGAUCUAGAUACAAUAAUCGGUGAAAUUGCUUGAUAUGCUGCUACCGGCACUCGUACGCAUAGCUGCCGUUGUUUGAAAACCGAAAUAAACUUUAAGAAUUCGCUCGCGCGUCCGUUAGAAUUGACCGUUCCGGUUUGUUCUCUUUUAUUUAGUGGAUCUAUCUUAAUCCACCACCACUUAAACCUGAACCACCACCGAGUCGAAUUCAAACAGUCGUCUUUAAUCCAUCUAACCAAAAAUGUUCAGAAUCGGCGUAAAUCCGAUUUUGCCGAAAUUAAUUAGCACUCGUGCGUCGGUUUCCGAUACCGUUCCAAGGCUGAAGGUUGAAGAAAAGAUCAUCGUCAUAGAGUGAACGGUGAAAACAAUUCCAGCUACACCAAUCAACAGUGGGGAGGGCCGCAAUACACUGCAAUGACGGUAAAGGCAAUCACGUAGAACGUAUGCAGGAAUCACCAUCCGAAGUACUUUGUGGAAAAAAGAACGAGCGGGGCUUAGUGUAUGAUUUCCAGCAUAAUGAUACGGUCGCACAGUUUGGGCAGUAUCCGUGGAUGGUCUCGGUGCGAAAAACGCAAGGCGGCACAUCUGAAUACCUUUGUGGAGGAGCGCUUACUCAUCCAACAAUCGUGAUUACAACCGCCCAUAAUGUGCACGGACGAUUGAAUCUGAUUGCCCGUCUAGGGGAGUGGGAUGUUAGUACCAGUAAUGAGCCCCUACCGCAUAAGGAUGUUGCUGUUGCUGAUAUAUUCAUUCACAAGAGCUAUAAACCUAGACCGAUCGAAAACGAUAUUGCCAUAUUGGUGCUCAGCGAUCCCGUCACGUACGAUCAGCAUAUUCGACCGAUCUGUCUGCCUCAAAGCACGGGCCGCUUCGAAGGUCAACGAUGUGAAUCGACGGGUUGGGGUACGGUCGGCGGGGGUGUACUCUAACAUAAUGAAAAUGAUAACCGUCCCGGUGCUGCCACAAUCCAGAUGUUCCAGUUUGUUGGUACAGGCCGGACUUGGGGAGCACUUUGCGCUUCCGAACCAAUUUUUGUGCGCGGGAGGCGAAAAGAGUGUCGACAUGUGCAACGGUGAUGGAGGAUCUCCGUUGGUGUGUCCGACGGCCGAUGGAAGCUACAAGUUGGCCGGAAUCGUUUCCUGAGGCAUAGGAUGCGGUGGGCUAGACAUUCCUGGGGUGUACACUUCUGUUAGCAACUACGUUAGUUGGAUUGAAGAAAU